This is a messenger RNA of Fusarium coffeatum, 1773 nucleotides long. RefSeq lists its product as uncharacterized. The record is from RefSeq and is a predicted model, not a curated record. NCBI's taxonomy places the organism in Eukaryota, Fungi, Ascomycota, Sordariomycetes, Hypocreales, Nectriaceae. Bases 1 to 1773 code for a protein of 590 amino acids. The transcript has 3 exons. Gene Ontology annotation, molecular function: protein binding.
AUGGGUGCCCCGACAAUGUUCUCGUGGGUGAUCUUAUCCAUUCUACUCCUUCUGUGCUUGAUCAACAGUAGCGCUUCGGCGCAGAAUGAUCCCAUCAAGAAUUUCUGUCGCCGAUGGGGUCAUCAGUCAGCUGUAGUGGAUGGAAGGCUGUACAUCGAUGGUGGCCUAGCCAACUACCAGGAUGCAACAAACAACGUGACCAACACUUUUCUAUCGUUCAACGAUAUCGAAAGCGCCGACAAAAAUGGAAUGCCCCCAUUCUACGCCAAUCUAUCCAAGAAUGACACAAUCCCAAGCGUCAACGGUGGCAUUCUUUGGGAAGACUCGAUUAACAAAAGACUUUAUCUAUACGGUGGUGAAUACUAUAGUACACCGCCAGCGUCAGCUGACUUCUAUAGCUACGAUAUCCUCUACAAUAAAUGGGUUUCGUUCGGAGCUCCUCCACAGGAGGUUCAAGCCGCUAGCUAUGGAGCUGGUGUCUCAAUCUCUUCAAGGGGAGAGGCGUACUAUUAUGGUGGCUGGCUUAGUAACGCAUCUAUCAAAGGCUGGUCAGGGCCACCAAGAGCCUCCAGUGGACUUAUUAAGUACGAAAUGGACUCAAAUUCAUGGAGCAACCUCACUGGACCCGAUGAAAUGGGACGAGCAGAGGGAGCUAUGGUAUUUGUUCCUGCAGGGGAUGGUGGAAUGUUAGUGUAUUUUGGAGGCGGUCAAGAUUUAUACGGCAACGGGACUUUGACACCUCAGUCUUUGGAUGAGAUAUAUCUGUUUGAUGUUGCAAAUGCAAAAUGGUAUACCCAGAAGACGACAGGCGAUACUCCAAACGAUAGACGUCGCUUUUGCGGUGGUGCCACCUGGACAAAAGAUCAUUCAAGCUACAACAUUUACAUCUACGGCGGCGGAGGUUUCGCUCCAGAAACAACAGGCUACGAUGAUAUCUAUAUACUCACCAUCCCGAGUUUUCAAUGGAUUAGGGGACCGUACCCGACCUACUCUAACGGAACUGGAACCUACCCCAAGAGCAUGAUGAGCUGCAACGUGGUUAACGACGCACAGAUGCUCGUUAUUGGUGGGACCUACUCUAACGCCACUGACAAAUUUUGCGAUGUGCCGAUUAUCCAGGGCGCACAUAACAUGAACCUGGGUAGGCAGAACAAAGACAAUGCAAUUUGGGGGGCUUAUCAGCCCAACCUAACAACGUAUGUUGUGCCUAUUGACAUUCGAAAUGUCAUUGGGGGGAAGACUACUGGUGCCGCAACGAAGACAGUACCAGCUGGUGGAUUCGAUGCUCCAGACCUGGCUGUGCAAAUGGACCGGACAGCGCCAACAGGGGACAGGACUGCAACUCAGCCGUCAUCGGGACUUAGCUCUGGAGCAAUAGCGGGAAUCGCCGUUGGAAGCAGUUUGGCAUUUAUUCUCGCAUUAGCAGGAUGUGGGGUCAUUGUUUAUAGGAGGCGGAAGUAUUACAGCCAGGAUCAUGUUGUGGCGGCGCCACCACCGCAGAAUCAUAUGGUCAUGCCUGGGGCAGGAGGCUGGGCGUCUCCGGUAGCUCCGUCUUAUAACGGAGGACAAACGUGGCCCACGCAUCCCCCGUCUGAACUGACGAGUGAGCAAAGAUCGCCUGAUAUGCAUCGGGGAAUGAGCCCCAAGAGUGACAUUCAAAUUACCAGGAAUACCAAAGGGGCCCGGCCUGCAGAGUUGGAAGGUGAAGGUAACAUCCAUGAGUAUCAGGAGGGGCUGUCACCAUUGUCGGAAACUUCUCAGCAGAUUCAUUAG